UUUCCGGUUCUCGUCCUGUGGGCGCUACAGCAACCAACAUGGCGUUUGGCAGGCAGCUCUAUAAUUUGGUCUUCAGGAAAAGCUCGACAUUUGCGCUUUCCAUCUUGGUGGGAGCCGUUGUGUUUGAGCGCAUGUUCGACCAGGGCGGAGACGCGGUUUUUGAACACUUGAACAAAGGGAAACUUUGGAAGCACAUUAAACACAACUAUGAGAGUCAUGAUAAAGAGUAACGCGGCAGUUUGCUGGUGAGAUGAUUCCAUUCCCUGCAGUUUUUGUUGGGGCUGCACUGAGGCACCAGCAGUCGAAGACAUCAAUGUUUCACUGGAUCACGAAGACCCCAGAAAUGUUUUGAUACUGGUGCUGAGUUUGAUUUUCUGGAUCUCCUGAAUCUUCUCCAGCCAUUCUGAACACCGCUGAUCAAAGUACUGGCCUUCAGUCUGUUUCAUCUGUUAUAUUCAAUCUGUCAGUUUUAUUGUAAAUCUUGAGUAGUUGCUGUUAUUAAAUUCAUUUAAACCA
Messenger RNA from Polyodon spathula (Mississippi paddlefish), 516 nucleotides. Its product is annotated as cytochrome b-c1 complex subunit 9-like. The transcript is spliced from 2 exons. Gene Ontology annotation, biological process: mitochondrial electron transport, ubiquinol to cytochrome c. NCBI's taxonomy places the organism in Eukaryota, Metazoa, Chordata, Actinopteri, Acipenseriformes, Polyodontidae. The coding region runs from base 39 to 230 and encodes 63 amino acids. The record is from RefSeq and is a predicted model, not a curated record.